UGUGUCACUUUCGCUGGGACCCGCGUUCGAUGCCGGUGAAGGGGGAUGGGUGCCACUGCGAAUGUUAGAACCCGAGACAGAAUCAGAGCCCUGUACAACAUAGAGCAGCAUAUACCCCUUUAUAAAUAUAAAUUGUAAAUCAUAUAAAACGCCAUAAUAAAUGGAUCCAAGCACCGGGGAUUCAACAUAGACACGCGAUGGAAAUACGGUGCCCAAGCAGGACAGGGAAUUAAACUUUUAACCUUUGCGUGGGAGACAUAGAGAAGUUUGUUUCCUACCCCGGGAGAGGGAGCUAUCUUGGGGAGCAAAGGAUACAGGAGACGCCGAGGCCGAGGUGGAGGCCUACUGGUCUAGUUCGAUUUGAUGUUGGAAUACUCGAAGAUCUGCAGACAACACAGGAGGAUAUUUUAUUUGUGCUGGGUUGGAAUGUCUCACUAGGUCUCCCCAUGUCCGUGAGCCGUCGGCUGCGGCUCUACGGCACCCCACCCCUGGAGUGGUCUGUCACUACAGUUCAGACCCCGUGAUCCCCCCCCUCUCCUCCUCCCCCCUGUCCCAUCCCACCCUCCCCCCUCCUUCUCCCUCCCCCCCCCUUCCCCCUCCUCCCUGCGCGCCGCUGUGCUGGACGUCAUGAGCAUAGUAAUCGCGCUGGGAGUCACCACACCAGAAACGUCCUACUCAGAUAUGGCUGCUGGAUCAGACCCUGAGUCAGUGGAAGCAAGCCCUGCCGUGAAUGAGAAAAACUACCCCAACCACAGCUGUGUGAGUGCACAGAGUCAUGGGUAUCGGGGACUACCAUAUACUAUGCAACAGUCUUCCGUUGUGUGUUGUCAGGAUCACAACUAUGGCGCGCCCCCUCCCCCCACCCCACCCGCCUCCCCGCUCUCCCAAACCAUCAUCCCCCGCAUGGAGCUCAACGGCGUGGCACGCGGCCCUACCUCCCGCUACCAUGACAACGGCCGCCAGGAGGAGAACUCUGCUGACAGCGACAGCUCGUCGGAGGAAGAAGGGGCCGUGGCCAGCUGGUGCCACUGCAGCCUGACUCAGGAUGGCUUCCUCAUAAAGUGCGAGAGCUGCAGGGGGCUAGACAGGAGGAAAGGACUGGAUGGCCAACGCCGGAAACAAGAAAAUGUAUCAGUGGGCGAUAGCAGCGCCACGGAGAGUGGCGACGAGGAAGUGUCGCCCGCCACGGUGUCCUACACAGCAACGCAGCACACGCCCACCAGCAUCACGCUCACAGUCAACCGCGUCAAGCGGAACAAGUCCAAGAAGAGGAAGAAGAGCACAGAGAAGGCCCGCGGAGUGCCCAAGGGCAAGAAAAUAAAGGCCUUCAGAGAGGGUUCUAGAAAGUCCAUGAGGAUGAAGAACUCCACUACGGAGGCCAGCGCAGUGGACGAGACCACAGCGGAGGGCUGGGAGAGCCGCAUCCGCCAGUGGACGGACCAGUACGAGGAGGCCACGGCCAACCAGUACAGUGCUGACGUCCAGACACUGCUCCAGCUGCACCGCUCCGCCACCGUUACUGUUGCUGCCGAGGGCGUGGUAAUGGGCGAUACAACGCCAGCGGCAACGACGACCUCACCGGCCCAGGUCAACGCCUCGGCCAAUGCCAUGGACACAAUUAACCGAACGGAGCUGGCGUGCAACAACACGGUGCUUGGCUCUCAGAUGCAGUUACAACUGGGGCGGGUGACACGUGUGCAGAAGCACCGGAAGAUCCUGCGUGCGUCAAGGGAUCUAGAGCCAGACACCCUGAUCAUCGAGUACCGGGGCAAGGUCAUGCUCAAACAGCAGUUUGAGGUCAACGGACACUUCUUCAAAAAGCCCUACCCUUUCGUGCUGUUCUACUCCAAGUUCAACGAUGUGGAGAUGUGCGUGGACGCGCGGACAUUUGGGAAUGACGCACGCUUCAUCCGGAGGUCCUGCACACCCAGCGCAGAGGUUCGGCAUAUGAUCGCCGAUGGCAUGAUCCACCUCUGUAUCUACGCCGUCACGCAAAUCAUCAAGGACGCCGAGGUCACCAUCGGCUUUGACUACGAGUUCAAUAGCUGUAACUACAAGGUGGACUGUGCCUGCUACAAGGGCAACCAGCAGAACUGCCCUGUGCUGAAGCACAACCUGAGCCCGCGCGAAACCCUGCUCUGCCACGCCACAGGGUCGUUGCCCCCGCCCUCCCAACCCCCGGCACCCACGGGGGCCGAGACGCGGCGGCGGAAGGCCCAGCGGAGAGAGAUGGAGGGGCCAGGUGGCGGCAAGGGACCAUUCGGGAUGUCAGAUGACAGUAACCAGCCGCCCGAGGAGAGUGGCGAGGUCCGGGAGACGCUGCAGGGCAACGUCAGCCUGGGCAACGUCAGCCUGGGCAACGUCAGCCUGGGCAACAGUGACACAGAGGAGGGACUCCUAGAUGGGGUGAAGUUGGAGGAAGGAGAGGAGGAAGAGCUGAACGAGAACGGAGUCCUCAUCUCCAGUAGACCGAAGAGGACGCCCAGCGCAGGGGGCAUAGACGAGUUUAAACAGGAGGGCCUGGAGCCUGUAGAGGGGAGCGGAGGGAACCCCACGGGGGUUAACGCCGCGGCCCACCAAGCAGGGGUGGGGAUAAGCACCCGCCGUGCCACCUACGUCACCGAACCCUCCUUAGCAGCUGACACAGACAAGGCCCUGGUGUGUACUGCACCCCUCCUGGCCCCUCUCGCGGCGCCCCCCAAGCCUCCCCCGGCCCGCUCCUCCAAGCCACGGCCCAAGAGCCGCAUCUCACGCUACCGCUCCAGCUCAUCACAGCGAGCCCGCCGCCAGCGGCAGGCCCUGGCCCUGCAGCAGGCGGCCCUGGAGCAGGCGGUGGUGGCCGAGGGGCAGGAGGGUCCCCUGGGGGGACCCGGGACAGAGCUGAGGCUGGGGGACGGAGCAUUGGGAGCUGGGCAACUCCUUGACGGAGAAGGCCUGAGUGCUCUGAACAAGGGCAACCUUCGCAACCUGCCUAAGACUAAGAAGUAUCUGGUGACGGAGUGGCUGAAUGACAAAGUGCUGGACAAGGUAGUCCAGCAGGAGGCGCCCACAGUGGAACGGCAACUGCGCAUCACCACCGACCCCACGGUGCUGGCGACUACGCUCAACAUGCUGCCGGGGCUUGCGGCCUCGCCGCUCAUCUGCACAGCGCCCAAACACUACGUGCGCUUCGGCUCGCCUUUCAACCCUGAGCGCCGGCGCCGGCCCGUCAGUGUGGACGCCACCUACGGCUCCUUCAAGAAGAGAUGGAUCCAACAAGCCCAGGAUGAGAGCGGGCUCUGCUCGGGAGGCCUGGAGGACGGCACCGAGUCCACCUCCUCCCACCAAAGUAACAGCAGCAGCUCCACCCCCAACCCUUUCAAAGCCGAACUGGCGGCGCCCCCCAAGAAGCGGCGGUCCAUAUAUGGCCCGGAGGUGGAGGCAGCGCCGCCUCUGCCCGGCUCAGAAGAACACGGUCUGCUGCUGCGGCCCCUGUCGCCUAUCACUCCCCCGCUGCCGUCGGACCAACCCCUGCCCAGCCCCGCCUCCUACGCCGCGCUGCUGGGUUGCUACGGCGACGAGGAGCGCCGGCUGUCCAACGGCAUGGCUGGCUACUCGCCACUGCCCUCGCUGCCAACCAGCCGCUGCAACACGCCACUGCAGUUUGAGAACAUAUCAUCUCCAGAGGCCUCUCCUGUGCACAGGCCAGAGUCCAUCUCUCCGGAGCCGUGUCUGCAACCGGACGUUGACACCCCGCGUUGCGCACUGCAGUUCCCCAACCUGUCCUCGGGCCUCGAUGGCCCUGUGCCCGCCAUGUCAGACGACUUCUCUCUCCUCUUGGCAACGGGGCCUCCUCCCCCCGACACGCAGGGGCCGCUGGCCUCAAUGGUGGGCGGGGCAGGCCUUCUCACUCCCCUGGCGCCAGGCACCUUGUCCGAGUCGGCCCAGCAGGCCAGAGAGCAGAGCUUCAGGACUGAGUUCAACCUCAUCUAUACCUGCUCCCCGCUCAACGCCAACCUGGGCAACCCCGCCACCACCGACAGGCGCCUCAGCCAAUCGGAGGGCAGCUUCUCCCCGGCCGAGUCCUUCUACAGCACCGUGAGUGGCCAAGGGCCUCUGGCGGAGGCAGGGCCUGGCUCUCUGUCGCCCUACGGCGAGCAGCACUAUGGCGGGGGCUACCCAGACAGCGGCACCCCUCCCCACCACACCAGUAACCCACCGCAGAAAAAGAAGGUGUCUCUGCUGGAGUACCGUAAGAGAAAGCAGGGGAGCAGCAGGGACCCAGAGCCCGGGGGUAGCUCCCUGGACACCCGCUCCAGCUGUGCCAGCGCCAAGUCCCCCGGAGGCCUCCGUUCCUUCCACCUGCAGCCCCCAGCCUCCCCCCACAGCUCCUUCUCCUCCCCCACCCACUCCUCCAUCCCCCAGAUAGAGGAGGUGAGCCCCCCAGAUAACCACCACAACGUCACCACCUCCCACGCCCCUGGACCGUCAACACCGCAACAGUCCAGGGCUCAGGAAGGCACCAGCCACUGGAUGGUGCCCACGACAGUUGAGCGGCUGAGGGAGGGCCAGGGUGUCUUAGAGCGGGUACUGAGGGGCUCCCUCAAGAUGGACCGUGUGCUGAAGAGAACGGACUGCUCGGCUACAGACAAGGACCCUGAUGCAGACCGGUAUGAGAUCCAGACGGUACCCCUGGCCUCUCCCAUGAAAAGCCCACAGAGAUACAGCCCGUCUGUCUACACACACCAGGUGCAGCCCCCCUUAUCGGAGAGCCACCAGCAGACAGUGGACAGUCCAGCCUUCCUUCAGCAGAGCGUGUCCUCUCCAUUCCGUGGUUCCUACAGCCCCUCGGCUCCCCCUCCCUCAGGCCAGGGCUUCUACUCUCGCCUGUCCUCCCUUUCCGGCCUGUCUCAAGACCCCUCGCAGCAGCAUCAACAACAGCCCCUCAACCCCCUGUCCUCCUUCCCCAACCAAACCACCUCCACUGCAGACUCGGCGCUGUGUGGGGCCUCCAGACCGCCAGGAGGCAACCUGCACCAGCCGAGCGGCAGCAGCAGUAUGGACGGGUCCCACGUGUACAGUGGCGGGAGCCACCUAAAAGCCAGCCUCUUGAACAGCGGGUUGUCAGGGUCUCCCACCCCUGGCUCCAGGGCUCACGGCAACCCUAAAACAGACUUGGGCGCCGGUGCUGCGGGGAACCCGGUGUCCCACCACGCCUCCAGACUGAGCCAGCAGCAGGCGUCCCGGAGCCUGAAACCAGGCAGCCCCGGGCAGACAGUGCUGCAGGCCGGCUCCAGGCUCCUGGCGUCCUCCACCGGCCAACACUACCCACAGCGCGGGACACCCCUCAGUCAGUUCCAGCACCCACCCAUACAGGGGUCAGGAGUAAGGACACAGUCAGGAAGCUUUUAGGAUGUUGUGUGUGUGUUUGUUUGCUUGAGCGUGUGUGUGAAAUUGUGUACCUUCUAUCUUAAACCCUGUGGAGAAACUAGGCUCGGGGGAGGGGAUAUAUACAGACCUAAGAGGAGAAAGGACUUGGCUUCUUGUAUGGAUUUCUCCUUAUUUUCUGUCUUUUUUUGUUUUAUCCGAAAAUAAAUUGCUGCAUUCUAAACAUGGCUAAUUGAGGAACUUCAACAUCAUCAAGGAAUCAAAUGAAAAGCGAAAAAAGACAUGUUCAACAAAAAAAAAGAUGUGUCAUUUGGAAUUGCCCUGACAUGAGCAGACUGUGUAAAACUGGCUAAGUAGAUGGUGAAACUCAACCGUGACUAUCUGUACAAAGUGUUUUCUUUGUUUUUGUUCUUAAAGAAGCGUACCUAUGGUUUUGUUUCCGGAUUUGAUAAUGCUGAGAUGGCAGGUGUAACUCAGCAGAGACUUUGUCAAGGUUACUUUUUGGAUUUGGCUAGAAGCCGGGUCAGUCCUGCAGUGUUUCGUUUGUAAAGGGGAAACGAUACUAGCAAAAGCGUAUGUGUGUAUCAUCCAUUAUAAAGAUGCAGAGGGUGGCAAAUAAGAGCUGCCUAAAAAUCAUUCCUUAUGAUUUCCAGUUUUGUGUCUCAAAUUUAGCCAAUUUCUGAAAACUCUUGAUCUGUAUUUUACUGUUCAAUGAUUUUUCUUCUGCUCUUUUUUUUUCUUUUUCCACGUGACUCUUUUUAUUUGAUGUAUUACUACUUCACAGUAGAUUUGCUAUAUUGUACUUGAGUCAUACAGAUCUUGUAAUUCAUGGUGCUGCAGUUGUUUUCGUCUUUUAAGUUAUUUACAUUCAAAUCCAGUUAUGUUCCACACUCAACCGGUUGAUUCAGCUCAUUUUGUUAUUUGGAAUCAAGACUUUUGCCAGAAAUACAUCUUAGUAAUCGUUAACUUUUAUUGUGCUGGAGCGAGAAGUAAGAAGCAGAAUACUUCAUUUUUCUUUACUCCGUUGUUGGGUUUGUUGUCUCUUGAAUCCUGUCGGAUUCUUUUUAUGAAAAAUGUAUUGAAUAUAUUUUUUUCUCUCCCUCUGACCAAUCCUUGCAUUCCGUAUGCCACCUAAGAAAAUAGGAGGAUAAUCUAUGGCGGGAUUUGUUUGAAUGGUAUAAAAAAAAAAAAAAAAAA
Salvelinus namaycush (lake trout) is the source of this 6564-nucleotide messenger RNA. RefSeq names its product histone-lysine N-methyltransferase SETD5-like. Gene Ontology annotation, molecular function: protein binding. The coding region runs from base 628 to 5391 and encodes 1587 amino acids. The record is from RefSeq and is a predicted model, not a curated record. The transcript has 23 exons. NCBI's taxonomy places the organism in Eukaryota, Metazoa, Chordata, Actinopteri, Salmoniformes, Salmonidae.